AUGAUGAACUUAUAUCAAUUUGAAUUGUUCUUAUUCCUUCUCCUUAUCAUUCUCAAUACAACCUACCAACAAUCUCCUCAAUCAGAUGAACCGCUACCAAUAAAUAUUAAAGUCGUAUCUGAAAUCAAACAAUAUUUGUACGAUUUUGGCUACCUCAAAGAGUCAAAGAUGGACUUCGAUGAAGUUCUAGACAAAGAUACAGUAUCCGCUAUUAAAACCUACCAACAGUUUUUCAAUCUCCAAGUUACCGGUGAACUAAAUACUGAGACUUUACAACAAAUAUCGUUACCACGAUGCGGUGUUCCAGAUAUGAACUUCGAGUAUGGCUUUACCGUUCCAGAUAUGAACUUCGAGUAUGGCUUUCCCGAUGCAACUAAUACAUCGAAACCGAAAGGAAACAAGUGGUUUCCUAAGGGCACGAAAACUCUCACCUAUGGUUUUCAUCCCAUAAUUGAUAUGUCAAUCUACCUGACCGACGUGAUCAGAAAUGCCUUCACGCGAUGGUCGACGACCACUAGGAUCAUGAGUUUCAACGAGACAACAUACGAUGACGCUGACAUUAAAAUUGUAUUCUACAUUAUUUAUUACAACGAUGUUAAGUCGGGAGACAUUGAUUUGGAGAGUGUGGCAAUGCAUCAAAUAGGCCAUUUGCUUGGACUUGAUCAUUCUUCCCAUAAUGAGUCAAUUAUGUAUCCAGCAAUAUUGCCAUCACAAAAAAGGAACGUGCAGAUUACAGAUUCUGAUAACAAAACCAUUCAACAACUCUAUACCACCGAUGCUAUCAAAGACAGUGCAAACUCUGGUUAUACCACCGAUGCUAUCAAAGACAAUGCAAACUCUGGUUAUAUCACCAAUGCUACAAAAGACAAUUAUAGUGGGAGCUUCAAACUUUUUGUGUCUAGUUCUGGUUUUCUUACCUCUUUGUUCCUUGGAAUUACUUUGUUGGGUUUGUUGAACUAG
This is a messenger RNA of Lathyrus oleraceus (garden pea), 960 nucleotides long. RefSeq names its product metalloendoproteinase 1. The record is from RefSeq and is a predicted model, not a curated record. Gene Ontology annotation, cellular component: extracellular matrix. Bases 1 to 960 code for a protein of 319 amino acids. Gene Ontology annotation, molecular function: metalloendopeptidase activity; zinc ion binding. Gene Ontology annotation, biological process: extracellular matrix organization; proteolysis; collagen catabolic process. Lineage: Eukaryota; Viridiplantae; Streptophyta; Magnoliopsida; Fabales; Fabaceae. The transcript has 3 exons.